This is a messenger RNA of Dromiciops gliroides (monito del monte), 2347 nucleotides long. It is a transcript of the gene C1R, whose product is annotated as complement C1r. The record is from RefSeq and is a predicted model, not a curated record. Gene Ontology annotation, biological process: zymogen activation; complement activation. Gene Ontology annotation, cellular component: blood microparticle; extracellular region. Gene Ontology annotation, molecular function: calcium ion binding; serine-type endopeptidase activity. Bases 135 to 2237 code for a protein of 700 amino acids. NCBI's taxonomy places the organism in Eukaryota, Metazoa, Chordata, Mammalia, Microbiotheria, Microbiotheriidae. The transcript has 11 exons.
CUCCUCCUCACAUAUGCCCUCCUCCUUCCCUCCCCUUCAUGUCUCCCCCAUCCUCCCCGCCCCUGAUUUUCCUCAUUCCAGAGUGCAUGAAGCAGCUGUGGGGAGAGUCACGGACCCCUGCGCAGGCUUAGAGAAUGUCACUCCGGCAUCUUUUGGGAUGCCUCCUACUCUGUAAGUUAGGAGGCUCCAUACCCAUCGUUCAUGAGCUCUAUGGAGAAGUAACAUCCCCUAUGUACCCCAAGCCAUACCCCAACAACUACGAUGACACCAGAGAGAUCGUGGUGCCCAAGGGCUACUCUGUGAAACUUAUCUUCUGGCAGUUUGACUUGGAACCUUCUGAAGGAUGUUUCUAUGACUAUGUCAAGGUCUCAGCUGACAAGAAAGACUUGGGUCGAUUUUGUGGGCAACUGGAAUCCAAAAGGGGCAACCCUCCUGUCCAGAAGGAGUUUGUGUCCCAGGGGAACCAGAUGUGGCUAACGUUUCAUACUGACUUCUCCAAUGAGGAGAAUGGGACCACCAUUUUCUACAAAGGUUUCUUGGCUUACUAUCAAGCCGUGGACAUGGAUGAAUGUAGUGCCCAGGACAGUGCCAUUGAGGAGAACUCAGGGCUUCGGUGUGAACACUUGUGCCACAAUACUCUAGGCAGUUACUUCUGCUCCUGCCGCCCUGGUUAUGAGCUCCAGGAUGAUGAACACUCUUGCCGUGCGGAGUGCAGCAGUGAGCUAUUCACAGAGGCAUCAGGGUACAUCUCCAGCCUCGAGUACCCCAAGGCGUACCCCUCUGACAUGCGCUGCAACUACAGCAUUCGUGUGGAUCGGGGCCUAACUAUCAACCUCGAGUUUUUAGAGCCUUUUGAAAUUGAUGACCAUCAGCAAGUUCACUGCCCCUAUGACCAGCUCCAGGUCUACACCAAUGGGAAGCCAGUUGGGGAGUACUGUGGUACACGCAGCCCUGGUAUCAUCAACACCAGCAGCAAUGCGGUGGAUGUGCUCUUCUUCACAGAUGAGUCAGGAGACAGUCGGGGCUGGAAAAUCCACUACACUACAGAAGUUAUGAAGUGCCUCCAGCCCAAGUCCCUGGACGAGUUCACUAUUAUCAAUAACCUGCAACAGCAGUACCAGUUCCGUGAUUACCUCAUUGUUAGCUGCAAAACUGGCUACGAGCUCACAGAGGGGAACCAGAAACUGAAGUCCUUCACCUCAGUCUGCCAGGAUGAUGGGACAUGGCACCGCCCUAUGCCCUACUGCAAGAUUGUGAACUGUGGAGCUCCCCAACGCCUACCCAAUGGGAACUUCGAAUACCUUACUAAGGAGGGGAAAAAUACCUACCAGGCUGAAAUCCUUUACACUUGCCAGGAGCCAUUUUACCAGAUGGCAAAUAAGGAGAAAAAUGAGACAUAUACCUGCUCGGCCCAAGGCACCUGGAAAGAUAAACAUGGAAACAAGAAGAUUCCUCACUGUUUACCUGUGUGUGGAAAGCCACUUAAUCCUGUAGUUGAAAAUCAACGCAUCAUUGCAGGGAAAAAUGCUCGUUUGGGCAAUUUCCCCUGGCAGGCCUUCACCAACAUCUAUGGGCGUGGAGGUGGGGCACUACUAGGCGAUAGAUGGAUCCUUACAGCUGCCCACACUAUCUACCCUAAGGACACCCCUUCAGUGCAGAAUACAUCUAUAGAUGUGUUCUUGGGCCAUACAAAUUUGGAAGAAAUCAUGAAAAUGGGGGUCCUCCCCAUCCGCAGUGUCUUUGUCCACCCAGACUAUGAUCCAAAUGAUUUAAACAACUUUGACAAUGACAUUGCUCUUCUAGAACUGGAGAACAGCGUCCCCCUAGGUCUCAACCUCCUUCCCAUUUGUCUGCCAGAUAGUGAAACCUUCUAUGAAAAAGGAUUGAUGGGCUAUGUCAGUGGCUUUGGGACAGAGGACCAAAUAAUACACGAUGAUCUGAAAUUUGUGAGUUUGCCCAUGGUUGCAAGAGAGAACUGCAGGAGAUGGCUCAGUGAAAAAAAGAGUGAACAGGUAUUUUCUGACAACAUGUUUUGUGCUGGGGACAAGACCACAAAGAAAGAUGCUUGUCAAGGAGACAGUGGAGGAGUCUUUGCUGUGAAGGAUGAAACUGGAAAUCGUUGGGUAGCUGCAGGCAUUGUCUCCUGGGGCAUUGGGUGUGGCAAAGGAUACGGUUUCUACACCAAAGUGCUCAAGUACACGGAUUGGAUUAAGGGAAUAAUAGAAAAAGAGAGCUAGGACCAAAGGAAUAUCCAAGUCCCCAGCAAAAGGGAGAAAGCUUCACUCUGACAGGUUGUGAUUACUUACCUACCCAGUGGCACCCACAUUAAAAGUCACUGAUGCAGAAA